UCGGUAUAUCCUCCAUCCAGUUGAAAGAAGGUAUAUCCAGUUUUAUAAGGUUUAGACGAGGGUUAUUUGAUCAGCUCGUGGAAAUUUUGACGCAUCGAGGAGCGCCAUGGUCUCCAGACAGCGCAGCGCCGGCAUCCCCUCUAGCCCUAAUUCGCCAGCUCCGGAGCAGCCAUUUCUAUCCAUCUCUGUCACCGAUCCGGUGAAGCUCGGUAACAAUGUACAAGCCUACAUUUCUUAUCGGGUCAGCACCAAGACUAACAUGCAAGAGUAUCGGGGCUUGGAGAAGAUUGUCAUUCGUAGAUACAGCGAUUUUGUGUGGCUACACGAGCGAUUAACUGAGAGAUACAAGGGCAUUAUCAUUCCUCCGCUUCCAGAGAAAAGUGCAGUAGAGAAGUUUCGAUUUAGCGCCGAGUUUAUCGAGGUCAGACGAAGAGCUCUAGACGUGUUUCUGAAUCGGAUUGCUGCACAUCCGAUUCUUCGUCAAAGUGACGACUUGAAAAGCUUUCUGCAAGCCGAUGAAGACAGUUGGGUUGUUGAGAAAUCAAGAACAGCUGAGGGGGUUUUCAAAAAGAAACCCAGCGAUUUCAUGCAAAUAUUCAAGGAUGUACAAUCCAAAGUCACGGACGUUGUGUUGGGUAAAGAAAAACCCCUGGAAGAGACGAGCGAGGAGUAUGAAAAGGUCAAGCACUAUGUCACAGAACUUGAAGAUCAUCUUGGCGAGGCACAGAAGCAGUCGUAUCGUCUGGUGAAGCGUCAUAGCGAGUUGGGACAAGCCUUGGCUGAGUUUGGCAAAUCGGUGAAGUCCCUUGGAGGCUGUGAAACGGGACUUCUUGGCAAAGCCUUCGGAGAACUUGGCAACCGUGCGGAGUUACUUUCCUACAAGCUACAAAAACAGGCGCAAGAUCUGCUCAUGAACUUUGAGGAGCCGCUCAAAGAGUACGUCCGAACCGUCCAGUCCAUCAAGGCGGUGCUGAGUGAUAGAGCGCAAGCCUUCAGGCAACAACGUGAGCUCUUUGAAGCAUCAAAGCUGAAAGAGAUCAACCUGGAAAAGCUAAGAGUAGUGCGGCCUGACAAAGUAGGGGAGGCCGAGAUCGACUACAGAGAGACGAAACUUCAAAGUGACGAAGCAAACAAGCGCUACGAAGAGAUCGUCAAGGUGAUGCAGCAGGAAAUGGUGAGGUUCCAGGAAGAAAAGACUCGAGACUUGGGUGCCGUCUUUCACGAGUUUGCUCGCGGCCAGGCCCAGCUAGCCAACGACACAGCCGAGGCUUGGAAGGUUUUGGCAUCGCAACUGGACGCCUGGUCGCAUCAAAGCGCUGGAAAGGCCGUGGAGUCCUCCGCUUGAGACGAACAACGCACUCUCGUAUUGUAAAAAUUUACAGGCGAAGAGAAUAUCAUCCUUCCAGGUGUGCUAGAA
This is a messenger RNA of Selaginella moellendorffii, 1417 nucleotides long. RefSeq names its product sorting nexin 1. The transcript has 11 exons. Lineage: Eukaryota; Viridiplantae; Streptophyta; Lycopodiopsida; Selaginellales; Selaginellaceae. Gene Ontology annotation, molecular function: phosphatidylinositol binding. Bases 107 to 1345 code for a protein of 412 amino acids. The record is from RefSeq and is a predicted model, not a curated record. Gene Ontology annotation, cellular component: endosome.